CUGGUGCUUGGUGCACAGACAUGGGCCUUUGUUAGUAGACAGACUUUUCAAAUCUCUUAUAAAAACUAUAAAUUUUCCGGAGGAACGGCAUGUUUAUAAGGUUACAAAUCUUUGUGCCUCACUACUCACGUGCUGAUUGCAGCAGCUGAUAUUUAGAUUCGCGCGUCACAUUGUUGCGCCAUUCGCCGGUUUGCUGCUCACACCGUCUCAGUCAGCUACGUUUAUAUUAGAGAAGGAAAUAAAAAAUGUCAAGUGCCGGCCACUGCAUGAUUUUCGCCAAAUCCGAGUCCCAGACCAUUGGAUUCCCCUCGAAAGCCAUCGUCCUGAUGCAGAUGCGGUUUGACGGGAAGCUAGGCUUCGCGGGCGGCAUCAUCGAGGCGGAGGACGAGAGCGUCGAGGCUGGCAUCGGCCGCGAGAUGCUCGAGGAGAUGGGCAUUGACCCGGCGGUGUACCCACUCAGCAAGGAAGACCACGUCUCUUCGCAGCCCUUCCACUGCGACACCCUGCCCCAAGUCAAAGCGCUUCACUUCUACGCGCUGGAAGUCACGGAGGCGCAAAUCGCUGAAAUCGAGAACAACGCUAGGAAUGCCAUUCAUUACGGCGAAGAGGUGUUGGGCUGGGUGCGAGUGCCUCUGUACACAAUGACGGACGGCUACAACGGCUUCCCAGCGUUCUUGGACAACAACUUCGUGGGCAACGCCCGAGAUCAGCUAUUAGAGGCACUGAUCAAGACCGGCCUCAUGACCAAGGAAGAAAUUGAUUCAGCUGUGAAAGUCGCAAAGUUCUCCAAAAAUCAAUGACAGUAUUUUUUCCUCCGUUGGCUGAGCGAAAAACAUUCCCGUUAUUUAUAUUUCUCGUUGCAUGAUUUGUUUUUGUUAUGAAAUAAAAGCUGACCUUUUCAGAUCAGUAAAA
Messenger RNA from Cloeon dipterum, 912 nucleotides. Its product is annotated as U8 snoRNA-decapping enzyme-like. Lineage: Eukaryota; Metazoa; Arthropoda; Insecta; Ephemeroptera; Baetidae. Bases 246 to 800 code for a protein of 184 amino acids. Gene Ontology annotation, cellular component: nucleus. The transcript is spliced from 4 exons. Gene Ontology annotation, biological process: sno(s)RNA catabolic process; mRNA catabolic process. The record is from RefSeq and is a predicted model, not a curated record. Gene Ontology annotation, molecular function: phosphodiesterase decapping endonuclease activity; snoRNA binding.